AUGGAUCCAUCAUCACAACCGAUAGCAAGCACCGGCAGCCAUGCCCCAGAACCGGACAAGCCGCGCAUGCAGUACCAGCGACUAGGAAAUAGCGGGCUGAAAGUUUCUCGUAUCAUUCUCGGCUGCAUGAGCUAUGGCAACCCCAACUGGGAGGGCUCGCCGUGGGUGCUCGACGAAGCGCAAUCUCUACCGCUGAUCAAGAAAGCCUACGACAUGGGGAUCAACACGUUUGACACCGCGAACACCUACUCCAACGGUCGCCGAGUGGUGAUCAUGACCAAGAUCUACUACCCGGUGCUGGAAGACGACCCUGACGCGCGCCCGCAGCCGGCGACCAACGACGGGCCGCUGGUCAACCAGAUGGGCCUCAGCCGCAAGCACAUCUUCGAUGCGGUGGAGGGGUCACUGCGGCGGCUGCAGUCUGACUAUAUCGACGUGCUCCAGCUCCACCGGUUCGACUCCGAGACGCCAGGCGAGGAGAUCAUGCGAGCUUUGCAUGACCUGGUGCAAGUGGGGAAGGUGCGCUAUUUGGGGGCGUCGAGCAUGCACUGCUGGGAGUUCGCGAGGCUGCAAUACACGGCCAAGAUGCACGGGUGGACGCCGUUCGCGGAGGGCGUUGGGCUGGUGCCCUGGAGUCCGUUGGCCCGGGGGUUACUGGCUCGACCGUGGCAGGAGAAGUCGACCCGCGCGGACCAGGAUCUGAAAACUAAAAGAUGGUUUGUUGGCGAUGCCAAUGAAUGCAUCGUGCGGCGCGUCGAGGAGAUAGCGCGGAGGAAAGGGUGUGGGAUGGGGUCGGUUGCGAUAUGCUGGUUACUGCAGAAGGGAGCAUGUCCGGUCGUUGGCCUGAACAGUGUGCACAGGAUUGAGGCUGCAGUGGAGGCCCUACAAGUCACGCUGACACCCACCGAGGUUGCUCUCCUCGAGGAAGCGUACCGUCCACUGGGGGUCCAGGCCAUCUGA
Messenger RNA from Penicillium chermesinum, 960 nucleotides. Its product is annotated as aldo/keto reductase. The transcript is spliced from 3 exons. Bases 1 to 960 code for a protein of 319 amino acids. Lineage: Eukaryota; Fungi; Ascomycota; Eurotiomycetes; Eurotiales; Aspergillaceae. Gene Ontology annotation, molecular function: oxidoreductase activity. The record is from RefSeq and is a predicted model, not a curated record.